This is a messenger RNA of Fraxinus pennsylvanica, 390 nucleotides long. The record is from the annotation of a GenBank genome assembly. Lineage: Eukaryota; Viridiplantae; Streptophyta; Magnoliopsida; Lamiales; Oleaceae.
AUGGCAUUGCAGUGGGUGAUUCUAACAUACGUGGUGACAGCGGAGGCAGCUGUAGCAAUUCUUUUGACUCUGCCAUCUCCAAAGGCUUUGAAAUCUCGCAUUGUAUCACUUAUCUCGCUUAUUCUCCAGCCUUUACUCUUUAUCAUACCCUUCGCUGCUUUUCAGCUCCUGGAUAUAUACUGGAAGAAUGAACAUAGAUUGAUGUGUACUGGGGAGAUCUGUACUGCUGCUGAGAGGGAUCGCUAUGAGAAAUCGAUCUACAAGGCUCAGGGGAAUGCUGUUCUAUGUAUCGCUGCGUGCCUCCUUUACUGGUGCAUCUACCGUAUUUCCAAGUAUUACACAGAGAUUCAAAGGAUGGAGGAGAUUGAGAAGCGGUUAAAGGACGAGUAG